Boleophthalmus pectinirostris (great blue-spotted mudskipper) is the source of this 2278-nucleotide messenger RNA. RefSeq names its product SWI/SNF related, matrix associated, actin dependent regulator of chromatin, subfamily b, member 1b (gene smarcb1b). The record is from RefSeq and is a predicted model, not a curated record. Gene Ontology annotation, biological process: chromatin remodeling; regulation of transcription by RNA polymerase II. Gene Ontology annotation, cellular component: nuclear chromosome; nucleus. The transcript has 9 exons. Bases 237 to 1346 code for a protein of 369 amino acids. Gene Ontology annotation, molecular function: transcription coregulator activity. NCBI's taxonomy places the organism in Eukaryota, Metazoa, Chordata, Actinopteri, Gobiiformes, Gobiidae.
GUGUUCAAUUACCUCAACUUUUAGCCUUUUUUGAACAAUAUUUUGGCGCACGAGUUAUUUAAACACAGUGAUUUAUUACUUAUUUUUAGAGGCUAAACGAAAUAAAAUGGUCGUAGUGGGUUCUAUAGUAAAUGGAAAUCAAACAUAGCACCGUAUUUUCCCAUUUUGUUCCGGACAUAAACACAACAGAAAGGAAACAGGCUAUUGCUCUCGGUUAACUCGUUGGCACGAUCAAAAUGAUGCCAUUAGCUCUUAGUAAAACAUUUGGGCAAAAGCCAGUCAAAUUUCAACUUGAAGAAGAUGGAGAUUUUUACAUGGUUGGCUCUGAAGUUGGAAACUAUCUGCGUAUGUUUAGAGGCUCCCUGUAUAAAAGAUAUCCGUCUUUGUGGAGAAGACUUGCGUCAGUAGAGGAGAGGAAAAAGAUAGUUGCAUCUUCACAUGCCACCAGUGUAACUCUUCUGAAAGCAUCAGAGUGUGAAGAGAUCUUUGAAGGGAAUGAUGAGAAGUAUAAAGCCGUGUCUAUCAGUACUGAGCCCCCAGCCUAUCUCAGGGAACAAAAGGCAAAGCGUAGCAGCCAAUGGGUGCCUACAUUACCCAACAGUUCCCACCACCUUGAUGCAGUGCCUUGCUCCACCACGAUUAACCGCAACCGAAUUGGUAAAGACAAGAAAAGGACAUUCCCUUUGUGCUUUGAUGACCAUGAUCCAGCAGUCAUUCACGAGAAUGCAGCUCAAACUGAGAUGCUGGUUCCCAUUCGUCUGGACAUGGAGAUCGAUGGUCAGAAGCUGAGAGAUACCUUCACCUGGAAUAUGAAUGAAAAACUUAUGACACCAGAGAUGUUUGCAGAGAUCUUAUGUGAUGACCUUGAUCUAAAUCCAUUGGCGUUUGUUCCUGCCAUUGCAUCGGCCAUUCGUCAGCAGAUAGAGUCUUAUCCUACUGACAGUAUACUAGAAGAACAGGCAGACCAGAGAGUCAUUAUAAAGCUGAAUAUUCACGUAGGAAACAUCUCUUUGGUGGACCAGUUUGAGUGGGACAUGUCUGAAAAAGAGAACUCUCCAGAGUCUUUUGCUUUGAAACUGUGUUCUGAGCUUGGCCUGGGUGGUGAGUUUGUAACAACUAUUGCAUACAGCAUCCGUGGUCAGCUUAGUUGGCACCAGAGGACCUAUGCCUUCAGUGAAAAUCCACUUCCUACAGUGGAAAUUGCUAUUCGAAAUACAGGGGAUGCAGACCAGUGGUGUCCUCUGCUGGAAACACUCACAGAUGCAGAAAUGGAAAAGAAAAUCCGAGAUCAAGAUCGCAAUACAAGACGGAUGAGGCGAUUGGCCAACACUGCUCCUUCGUGGUAGGUGGUGUAUUGAAGUUUACCUGGAGCCUGCUGUUACUAUAUCACAAUAUUCCCAUAGUGUUAUUGAAGCACAGUUGAUUAAAGUUGAACCUGUUGUCAGACACUAACAUCACUUGCAUCAUCUGCAUCAUCCUUCAUGGAAAACACAUUCAUUCUUUUAACAUAGAUUCCAACAACAACAUAUUACCUUGUAUUUACUGAGAAUGUAAUUUUUGUAAAAUAACAUUAAGUAGGAACUACAAAUUAUGAUGUAGUGAAUUUCUUUCUACUUUGUUGAAAACAUUUAAAUGCAGUGUGUUUGAACUUCUUUAAAUGAAUGAAGACAAAAUUUAUGUAAACUGCCCUUUGCUCUGUAUCACUAAUAUAAAAUUUACCCAGGCACAAGGUCAUGCAUGGAGGUUAUUAAGUUGAAAUUGUUCUUUAAAUGUAUAAUUUUUUAGGAUAAUGUUUUCAUUUUCUUUGCCCUGACAAAUGAACAAAGAUUUUAUCUAAAUAAUAGUAAAUUACCACAAGAGCUUAUAAUGUAGUUUAUUAAAUAAUUUACUAGUCCAGGGCUACAUAAUCCACUUCCAUUUUGUUUGUUUGGUGGGCUUGUACGAUGUUCAAGGGGGUUCAAAACUAUUAAUUUCAGUCUGCCAAAUUCAAGUCCACAGGCUCCUAAAAUAUUUGCUCUAAAUAGUCAGAUAUUUCAGUUUGAAUUUGUUUUGUUCAGUUUGAAGUUGUGCCUCAUUACAUUGUUGUUAGUGAUCAUGGGUAGAUUUCACUUCACUGCUGAACUGUAGCAGGCUGUACAAUACCAAAAGAUUCCUCUGUUGUACCAUGUAAGGCAAUUGAAGCAAUGGAUCAGUGUGUAUUAUGAAGUUCUCUUUGUAUGCUUGUGUAUUAGUGGGGUCUUUUAUACACAAAUGAAAUAAAAGAUUACAAACAAGGUCA